This is a messenger RNA of Corylus avellana, 2587 nucleotides long. It is a transcript of the gene RPL, whose product is annotated as POX (plant homeobox) family protein. Lineage: Eukaryota; Viridiplantae; Streptophyta; Magnoliopsida; Fagales; Betulaceae. Gene Ontology annotation, molecular function: DNA binding. Gene Ontology annotation, biological process: regulation of DNA-templated transcription. The record is from RefSeq and is a predicted model, not a curated record.
AUUUUGUUGUGUGAAUUUUGUGUUUGUGAGUGUGUGUGCAAUAUGAGUAUAUGAAAGAUGCGUGCGUGAAGAUAGCUAAGCUACACCCCAUGCCCCAAUACUCUCAAUCAAUUUCACGUAUCCACUGCUAACCUGAGCCAGUCUCUGCCAUAACUUUUGCAGCUCAGAAUAACAUCAUGAUAGCCUCUCAUUUCAUCACCACCCCAUCUCUUUCACUGUUUUAGCUCCCCCCCCUCUCUCUCUCUCUCCUAUCAUCCUCUCAACUUCUUUAAUUCCCAUACUGCCCCAAACUCUUUACCUUUCUCUCUCUCUCUCUCUCCUCUUUUUUGUUGUUGUUGUUGUUGUUGUGGGUUUGGCUAUGGCGGAGGGUUUCGAGCCCUACCAUGUUCCACAACAAAGCAGAAGAGAUAAGCUGAGAGUGGUCUCCGGCGUGGUGGAAACCACCACAGCAAACCUCCAAGGCUGCGCGGGAUUGCUUCCUCUCUACGAUCCCACCUCGCUUCUCUCCUCCGAUUUGCUUACCGGACACCAGUUUCACCCCGGUGAAGCUUGCAAAGCCAACCAGAGUGUGAAAGAAGAAAGCGUGAAUCUGAUGGGGUUCGUUGGAGGUAUGAUGAACGGUGGAGGCUCGUCUUCUUCCUCGGCUUCUCAAAAUCCUUACUUGGAUCAUCAUCAUCAUCAUCAUCAUAACCAACACUCUUUGCCUAUAAAUCCGACCUCUAUCCAAGACAUUAACUGUAACCCUUUUCUCUUUGCCCCUCGAAGCCUUCACAGCCUUCGAGAUUUCGAUCAGAGUUAUAAUGGCGGUGGUGGUGGUGGUGGGGGUGACGUCGUGUUGUUUAAGCCGGAACCGCUCUCUCUAUCUCUCUCCUCCCACGCUGCCCACCAAAGCAAUCUUCCGCUGGAGCUGAACCUUCAACGUUACGGCUCUGGCGGUGGUGGGUAUGUGAAUAUUCCAGGCAUUGUUGGUGGGAGUGCCUCCGCCUCCAACGACGUCGUCUCGCGGAGCUCCGUCCCGCUCGGUCCCUUCACCGGCUACGCUUCGGUUCUCAAGGGAUCCAGGUUCUUGAAGCCCGCUCAACAGUUGCUGGAGGAGUUCUGCGAUGUCGCCGGUCGUGGAAUUUACGCCGAAAAGAUGGCCGCGGAUUCCGCUCUCAUGGACUCUCCCUUGGAGAGCCUCAGUGCAAGUGGAAUUGUCGACGAUCCGCUUACUUGUGGGGACGGCGGCGAGAUUCGGAGAAAGAAGUCCAGGCUCAUUUCUAUGCUUGAUGAGGUUUACAGGAGGUACAAGCAAUACUAUCAACAGAUGCAGGCAGUAGUAGCAUCAUUUGAGUAUGUUGCUGGGCUAGGCAAUGCUGCUCCCUAUGCAAACUUGGCUAUAAAAUCUAUGUCUAAGCAUUUCAGGUGCUUGAAGAAUGCGAUUACUGACCAGCUUCAGUUCACCAAUAAGGGUGAGGGUCAGGCAACCCAUGGGAAAGAUGAAGCUCCAAGGUUUGGGAAUGCUGAUAGGGGUCUUUAUUGCCAGAGACCUGUACAUGGUUCCGGAUUCCUUGAGCACCAACCUGUUUGGCGACCCCAAAGGGGGCUUCCUGAACGUGCUGUAACCGUUCUCAGGGCAUGGUUGUUUGAACACUUUCUGCAUCCUUAUCCUACGGAUACAGACAAGCUGAUGUUGGCUAAACAAACUGGUCUGUCACGGAGCCAGGUUUCUAAUUGGUUUAUCAAUGCAAGAGUGAGGCUUUGGAAGCCAAUGGUGGAAGAAAUACACAUGCUAGAAACACGGCAAGCCCAAAAAGGUCUACAAAGGGAUGACCGAAGUGCAAACCGGUCAAGUGAUCAUUUAACUUCAGCAAACUCUCUUGUAUCCGACAACCCGUCCACCUCCACCCAUAGGAUUCAAGACGCCCCAUCAAAACGCACUAGAAAUGAACUUGCUGAUAUACCUGUGGGGAAUGAGGAACCACAAAACUUUUCUUACAACUUCUCAAGUCAUCCUCAUUUGGGGGUAGGUGUGAGCAUGGCAGGUGGUGGUAAUAGUGGGGUUUCUUUAACAUUGGGCCUUCACCAGAAUAAUGGGAUUGGUUUAUCAGAGCCCUUUCCCAUCAAUGCAGCUCAACGCUUCGGUCUCGGCCUCGACACAAAUGGCGAGGGAUAUGUUAUGGGCGGUUUUGAAUCGCAUAAUCGGCAUUUUGGAAGGGAUGUUAUCGGUGGGCAGCUUUUGCAUGACUUUGUGGGCUGAAGAUGUUCAGUUUUAAGCCCUGCCUGUCCAUCAAUUAAUUGGAUAUUAUAUAUACUGACACUUUCCCAGUUAGAUGCGCUUUUUAUCAACUCCCCAGACUCCAAGCUGAUGACACAAGAGUGGCUAAAUAGUUGCCUAUUAUGUUGUAAGAGGUAUGUUACAUCAUCGCAUUGUAUACAAUCUCUUCAAGACCCACAACAUAAAUUAUUGGUGUAAAAUUCUUGUGUAAAUUUAUAUGAUAAGAAAAGAUACCAUGGCUUAGGCCAAUCAAAUCUGGGUUAGAUUUGCCUUAUAUUGUGCUUUCACUAUCUCAACUCUCGAGGUCAAUGAGAAUAUAGGUUUUCUCAU